AUGCGUAUUCAGUUUAGUUCGGCAAAACGCAAACACCCACUAGUGAGAUUAAACUAUGAAGAUUCAACAAUCAAAGGUACGAAAGACGUCAGCAGCAGCCAGAUUCCAACAGAAAACAAUACUGCAGUGCGGCCAAGUACAUCUACAUCUCCAUCAUCACAAAAUACUGAAGCAAGACCUUUAAGAACUAUUAAACAAAAACCAUCUCAGGCAAAAUUGCCAUUUAUGCCAAAAACCAUAAAUAUCCAUACAAAAAGCAAAUUGGACAAGUGUUUAAUGGAUAUAUUCACAAAAGAUAUGCAACCUUUCACCAUCGUAGAAGAUCAAGGAUUCAGAAAUUUUGUGCAAAUGUUAAACCCAUCGUAUCAGUUGCCAAGCCGAAAAUAUGUAUCAAAUACUUUGUUACCUGCAAUUUAUGAGGAAAAAUAG
Messenger RNA from Psylliodes chrysocephalus, 429 nucleotides. The record is from the annotation of a GenBank genome assembly. NCBI's taxonomy places the organism in Eukaryota, Metazoa, Arthropoda, Insecta, Coleoptera, Chrysomelidae.